Molecule: messenger RNA, 303 nt
Organism: Haemonchus placei
Lineage: Eukaryota; Metazoa; Nematoda; Chromadorea; Rhabditida; Trichostrongylidae
Source: the annotation of a GenBank genome assembly
AUGUCUGCUCUCUUGAAGAACAAUAAAGUUAUCGGAGGACUUAUUGCGGGUCUUGGUGGCGCCACUGCUAUUUACACCUUCACGCCUCAGAUUAAUUCCUGGUUUGGUUUUGGCAAUGGUGUUGAUGAGAACACGAUCAAGAAAAUCGAAGAAGGUUACCAAAAAUUGAAUGGACCAGAAGGAAAAAAUUGCAAAUCGUUGCUAAAAAAGCAUCUAACGAGGGAUGUUGUUGAUGAAUUGAAGUACAAGAAAACAAAACUCGGUGCAACGUUGUACGACUGCAUUCGAUCAGGUACACUCUAA